Molecule: messenger RNA, 636 nt
Organism: Lactuca sativa (garden lettuce)
Lineage: Eukaryota; Viridiplantae; Streptophyta; Magnoliopsida; Asterales; Asteraceae
Source: RefSeq, a predicted model, not a curated record
AUGGUUCCUGCUCCCAAUCACAAAGAAAGCGAUGAAAACUUAGAUCUUGCCACUGGACUUGUCAAUUGCUACAAUGCUUUUGUAGCCGAAGAGCUUCCACCUCAACUCUCAUUUGCUGAUCUGGAUCAAAUUCAUCCAGAAGAUGUGGAAGAAAUGGAUAUUACUUGGCAGAUAGCAAUGACAGUGUUUAGGGCAAAGCAAUUUGCAAAGAAGACGGGAAAGAACAACUGGGGAAUGAAUGUUGACAAGAAGAUUGGGUUUAACAAGGGAAAGCUUCGGUGCUACAAUUGCCACGAGCCAGGUCAUUUUGCUCGUGAGUGUCCGAAGCCAGAUAGAAGGAAAUGGACAGAGAGGCACAUCUCAUAUGGAAAACCUGCUGAAUUUGUGCCAGGAAAUGGUCCUCAGAUUGAAAAUACUAAUGCUUCUACUUCCUAUGUAGAUCCACCACUAAGUCAAUGCAAGCAAGCAGCUGAAAAGAGUGUGUUUGAUAAUGUUACUUCUGAUCAACCUGUUGUUGGAAUAUACAAGCCACCAAAACAAGCGAAAUCGACGACUUGCUGCAAUUGUUCUUGUGGGAACAAUAAGAAACAAGGCAAGGACACGCCACCAAGGGCAGAAGAAACAACUUCCCAGUGA